This is a messenger RNA of Strongyloides ratti, 594 nucleotides long. RefSeq names its product PiggyBac transposable element-derived protein 4. The record is from RefSeq and is a predicted model, not a curated record. NCBI's taxonomy places the organism in Eukaryota, Metazoa, Nematoda, Chromadorea, Rhabditida, Strongyloididae. The transcript has a single exon. Bases 1 to 594 code for a protein of 197 amino acids.
AUGUCUGAUAGUGAGAACAGCAAGCUAGAUGACUAUUUUCCUUCAUCUUCAAGAUCAGAAACAUCGGAAUAUGACAUUAUAUCCGAUGAAGAAGAUUCCGAUUGCGACUAUUUGCAAGACACCCGGUGUUGGACACGAUUGGAUGUAAAAAAUUUACCUGUGCCGCCUCCACGCUUUCCAUUUUCGGGACAGCCAGGAAUACAGAAAAAUAUAACUGACGUUUCGAACCCACUUCUCUUUUUCAAAUUAUUUUUUGAUGAGGAGCUGGUUCUCCAUAUUGUUACUAAAACUAAUCGUUUUGCAAACCAAUAUAUCAAGAAGCAUACUAGCAAAGAGAAAUCAAGAACAAAGUUGUGGCACCCAACCGAUUCAAGAGAAAUAUACGUUUUUUUAGGUAUAAUGAUUUUACAAGGGAUAACUGUAAAACCUGAGAUUGCACUUUACUGGUCUAAAAAUAAACUGAUUGAAACUCCAAUUUUUGGGAAAUUCAUGAGUAGAAACCGGUUCCAGCUUAUUAUGAAGUUUCUGCACUUUUCAGAUAACGAUAAUUUUGACGAAAAUUCACAUCCAAACCCAAAACAUAGAAAAAUAUGA